GUCUUAUUUCAAAACAUUUUGCAAAGACCGAACACGCAAAGAUUUUUAUUUAAUAUUAAAUAUUAAAUUGUUUUAGAAUUGUGACGGUAUUUGAUUAACUUACAGACUCAGCGGUAUAUGGACCAUAAUCAGUAGGACCCGGAAUAAAUAGUGUGAUAAAAUACCAUGGAUGCAGCCGUUUCGUCCAGUACCGACCGCAGCAGCCUCCAGCAAAACCCGGCAGUUCGCCGUCGGCAAAUGAGGCAGAAAGUGCUGAACCGAAUUCGGAAGGUUAACAUCAAGAAUAAGGGAGUGAAAAGCUUCUACUACUUUACGUAUGAAACGGUGGCGGCGGAUGGCAAAAGCAGGUCCGGUUCCAGCGCUUCUACGUACUUUUUCAAUGGAGAACCGUGCGAAGGGGACGAGCAAUUCCUCAAGCAAAUGAAACGCAGCGUGUUCGUUACCAAUGUGGCGGCUGGAACGAGAAAGUCUGAGCUGAAAGAAUUGUUUGAUCGCUAUGGGAAAAUCGAUAGUAUCCAACUUAAAUCAAGGAAUGGGGAAACGAUUGUUGGCAGACAGCAUAUUUCCCCAUACAGUCCGAUUGUAGGAAUCAUAAAAUUCAACAAGAAGGAAGAAGCGGAACAGGCUUGUGAUUCGAAGGAUGUGAGGUUCCCGGCAAAAUUGAUCGAUCUUCGUUCAAAUUACGAAAAACAGAAUUCCAUUCGUGUCGAAAACAUAGAUCCAAAGGUAACCAAAACGGAGUUGAGAGAACAUUACAAAAAAUUUGGAACCAUACUCGGCAUUUCGCUUGAAACAAAUGAUGGUUCUCUCAUAUUGACGGACAAGGAGUAUCAAAAGCUAAGCUUUGUUUCCUGUUACCUUCGGUUCAGUAGGAGGAGUGAAGCUAAGAUAGCUCGAGAGAUGCACGAAUACAUCUUCCGAGAUAGAAAGCUGAGAGUAGAGCUAGCCUACCAGAAGCAUUGCGAUCCCAACAAGCUGAGCAACAAUGUUUUGCGAAUGUUUUUCCAAAAUGUGGGCAACGUCGUUGCACUGGACCAGAUUCCGCACCAACACAUGGGCUACGUGUGCUACAAGAAUCCAUUAGCACCGGAAACCAUCAAACGAUUGAACCAACGCAUCUAUCGUAACAAGAAAAUCCACUUCGAAAAGCUAGACAUUGGAAAUUUGGUCAAGAAGCAGACAAAGUCCGGCGGGGAUGCAAUGGACAUCGGAGCAAGCAGUAUUCAGGAAGCGCAUCUGGCUCUGACACCGAAUGCAGCGGCUACAACUUCAUCAGUAGGCGGUUCCACGGCCAAGAAGGCAAAAAUAAAGAAUAUACAGAAGAAGAUGGCGAACGCCGGGGGCUCGCCGGCAACCCCCGGUGGUGUGCUGAAGAAGAAAAUGCCGCGGAAGAGUACUCCGGGUGGUGCCAAGGGAAAGGCCGGUGAUAAAGCUAUCAAAGCUGUGAAGGAAGAGAUGUCAUAAUCGAUUAUAAGUUCAAAUCUAUAAUACCUGUAAUCCAUAUUCCAUGGAUUUUUUUCUCUAUAAGUAGUGCGAUAACUUUCUUAUAAUAAAUAUUCAAGAUAUGAAUACUA
This is a messenger RNA of Armigeres subalbatus, 1574 nucleotides long. RefSeq lists its product as uncharacterized. Gene Ontology annotation, molecular function: RNA binding. Bases 166 to 1464 code for a protein of 432 amino acids. The transcript has 4 exons. The record is from RefSeq and is a predicted model, not a curated record. NCBI's taxonomy places the organism in Eukaryota, Metazoa, Arthropoda, Insecta, Diptera, Culicidae.